Molecule: messenger RNA, 854 nt
Organism: Erigeron canadensis
Lineage: Eukaryota; Viridiplantae; Streptophyta; Magnoliopsida; Asterales; Asteraceae
Product: UPF0548 protein At2g17695
Exons: 4
Coding region: 170-790 (206 amino acids)
Source: RefSeq, a predicted model, not a curated record
ACUUGAAUUCAAAUUCAGUUUUCGUUUCGGGUCGUGUAAAAUUCGAUAAUAUAGUCCGUUUAUAACAAAGUCAGUCAUUUUGGAGCCGCCGGACGACACGCGCCAUAUCCGAUACUUAAAAGGAUUACCACCAGCUUGUUUGCCAAAAAAAAAAAAAAAAAGAAACAAAAUGGUGUUUUUGUCUUGGACUCGUCCUUCACCCAAACAACAGAAAGAUUGCCUCAACAAGGCAGGUACAUUCAAUUAUGAUGAAAAAUACAUCGGAGCUACUGCAAAACUACAAUUAUCAGAAGAUAUUAAUAAACAACAACUUGAAAAAGAUGGAUUUGUAAUCAAUCAUUCUAAAAUGUUGGUGGGCUCAGGCCCAGAUGCUUUUUCAAAAGGAAAAACUGCUCUUCAAACUUGGAGGCAUUUCGGAUUGAGUUGGGCAUUUGUUGAUCCAAAGACACCGAUCGAGAAUGGGGUGAAGUUUUGUGUUUGCGUGAAGGAGUUUGUUCCAUGGCUCAGGAUGCCUUUGCAGGUUGUUUAUGUUAAUGAGACUAAAAACAAUAAGACCAAUAUUGCGUCUUUUGGUUUUGGUGGUGGCACACUCAGAGGACACUUGCUGUCUGGAGAAGAGCGCUUUUCAGUUGAGAUGGAUGGAGACAAACAAGUUUGGUAUGAAAUACUUUCCUUUUCUAAACCAGCACAUCCUCUUGCUAUAAUUGGGUAUCCAUAUGUAUGUCUUAGGCAAAAGUAUUUUGCUCACAAGUCUACCGAUGCAGUUAGAAAAUUUGUGUCCUCUGAUUAACUACUCCCACAAAAUUCUGCUAUUGUAAUUUUAUAUACUUAAUUAUUUUUUCGUUUCCUUUUUA